AUGCUUGCCAACACUGAAACAAUUGCUCCGAAAUAUCUGAGGUAUCGGAAUACACGGCGUGCCACAACCCACGAAUGCCAAACUAAUUCCUCAGAAUCUCUGCCGGCCCAGAAAAACGAUGGCUACAAAACCCAAAAUAUCGCUCGCUAUAGACGGACAAGGGGCUCGUCCGAAAACGCCGAAUCGCAGUAUGCCCCGCCUAUAUCACCCGAAGCUCGAGUUCCGGGAGAAAAGUCGCAUGCGAUGCCCGAACCACAAAUGUAUGCCUUGAAACCAGCGCCAGUUAUGUUUGAAAGUAAUGAAGCAAAGAGACCGUGGGAGAUAAAACAGCACAAACAUAAUACGACAGCAUCUCAAUCAACUCGCUCAGAGUCGACAAUAAAGAGCAAAGAAGACGUGCCGACACCACCUCAACUAGAUCCCCAAAAGAUAGCCGAUCAACUCGCCUUACAAAAGCUGAAAGAUCUUAUGCGAUUGCAGGCAGAGCUAGAUGCAGCACCACCUACCCCAAAUUUUCCCCUUUCACCCAGUCCGAAGAAAGAAAAGUUGAUAGGAUUAUUUUCACGGAGAAAAUACUCAAAAACUUCGCCUCCCUGUACUCCCUACACACCAACUUCCUCCAUGACCAAGACAAGCCCAGAGAGUCAGAGAAGCCAAGGAUUAGAUUCGGUCAAUAGUACACCCCAAGUUGACGCCCCAUUAUCUGCUGUCAAUGCCAAAGAGAGACGUGUUCUUAUUCGCUUUAAAGAAUCAUCUAUUAAUUUACCAGUGACUGUUGACACGAAGCCGGCCGACAUCAUCCAAGCAGCUGCCAACAUGAUGAGCCAGAAAGUGACGCUGUCUUGUGCUGUUUUACUCGAAUCUUAUUCUAAUCUCGGGCUAGGACGCCGCAUACGGAGGUAUGAAUGCAUCAGAGAUGUCAUGAAUUCAUGGGACCGCGAUACACAAAAUGCUCUUCUUCUAGAACAUACUACCUCUGAUAACUAUGAUAAAGAACUUGACACGAAUCUUACACGGGUCGAGGCACCACCGGAAAUAACAUUUCACCUUUAUCACUCCCAGAAGGCGGGGAAAUGGAACAAACGAUAUGUCACUCUCCUACCUUCUGGGCAGAUUUUCAUCGCAAAAAAACUUGGUGCCAAAUCAACGGACAAAGAUUACGCAAAUAUUUGUCACCUAUCAGAUUUUGAUAUUUACACAGUCAGCUCUCCACAUAAUUGGGCCUCGCUGAGUCCGCCCAAGAAAAUAUGUUACGCUAUCAAGAGUCAACAAAAGACGACUGUUUUUCUCAGUGGUGAGAAUUUUGUGCACUACUUUAGCACGGAAGAUGAUACCACAGGAGAGAAAUUUCACUCGGCUGUACAGAAAUGGCGUAGUUGGUUUAUAAUAAACCGAAAAGGCGACGGUUAUCAGGGUUUUAAAGAUAUCAAAGCUAUGGCAACAAAAUCUGCCAGCUAUGGCAUGAAUUCGGCAAAGGCUUCAGCUGAGGAAAGUUCUCCGGGCGUUAGUUCUUUCCAGCCCCUUCUGCAAAUGAACAACAGUGAUGUUAGGGAUGUCGAAGAUGAGUACCACUCUAGACAUGAAGAUUCUGAUGAUCGGCCACUUCAAACUUCCUUACACCAACGUAACCCACGUAGACACCCACCAUUAUCAUACAAAGCACCAGGACCAACUGAUACAGACGGUGAAUUUCUAUCGUCGAGUUUAUUGGGUCGCACCUACUCUGAGAGAAAGCGCGAACAGGAAGCUUCGGCAAGCAUUAGUAGUAAUGCUGGUCUCAAGCGUGCUGGUAGCUGUCCAACGAACAUUGACGGGCCAAUAGAACCAAGUUACAAGGGGCCAAACCAGCGCAGUCUACUUGAUUUCACACCAAUAUUCAAAGGACCACCACAGUGGGAUCGUCGUGGAAAAGGUCAGGUGAUUCGACCUAUUGAUGGUGGGCCCCUAAUCGAAGCUGCCACAUCACCAGUUCUACCUGGUGAUGAUAUUCCACGAUUUAAUAGUAUGCUCCGUCGUGAAGAUGCGAAAUCUAUUCGCGAAAAAUGCCGAACGACUCCAGCUUCAGAGGGCCCGUUUGUGAAAGGUGGGCUCAUCAGUGGUGGCGACGGAGGCGCAGCCAGGAGAGCUGCGAGUCUAAAAAACCGAAACUAUAAUUAG
This is a messenger RNA of Blumeria graminis f. sp. triticale, 2157 nucleotides long. Lineage: Eukaryota; Fungi; Ascomycota; Leotiomycetes; Helotiales; Erysiphaceae. The record is from the annotation of a GenBank genome assembly.